AUGGCAGGCAUACCAGAAGAAACACACCCCCAUAACCAAUCAUCUCAAGCAGCCAAAGACCCAGAAUCCAAUUCUCCAUCCCUUGCCACUGUUACUGAUCAUCAGGACCUACAGACGCCUCAGCAACCACCGCCACCACAUUCAUCUUCAUCAUCUCCAGCAGAGGAGGAAGACACCAAGAAAUAUGGGACCCACAUCAUGGGAGCCCCAGCAGCCCCAAAUGCCCACCCAGACAACCAGAGAGCCGCCCAAUGGAAAGCAUCUGAUCACCAGCAAAUUCACCACCCCCAGCAGCCCUAUGUCCAGUGCGCUCCCGUAAACAAGCCCAGCAACAACCCUUUUGAGCCUGCGAUCCACGUGUUCAAUUCCUGGAGCGCCAAGGCCGAGACCAUAGCCAGAAACAUCUGGCACAACCUCAAAACAGGGCCCUCUGUUUCUGAAGCUGCCUGGGGGAAGGUCAACUUGACGGCAAAAGCCAUAACUGAAGGUGGAUUUGAGUCUCUAUUUAAGCAGAUUUUCGCGACUGAUCCAAACGAGAAGCUCAAGAAGACCUUCGCCUGCUACCUUUCCAGUUCCACAGGUCCUGUCGCUGGCACUCUGUAUCUCUCAACUGCCAGGCUUGCUUUCUGCAGCGAUCGUCCUUUAACUUUCACUACCCCAUCUGGACAAGCAGCUUGGAGCUACUACAAGGUAAUGAUACCUUUGGCAAAUAUAGGUACAGUGAACCCUGUGGUCAUGAAAGAGAGUCCACCAGAAAAGUACAUUCAGAUUGUCACCAUAGAUGGCCAUGAAUUCUGGUUUAUGGGAUUUAUUAAUUUCGAAAAGGCAUCCCAUCACCUCUUAGACAGUGUCUCAGAUUUCAGAGCAGCUGGGAAUUCUGCGCAACCGGUUGUUGGCUAG
Molecule: messenger RNA, 900 nt
Organism: Prunus armeniaca (apricot)
Lineage: Eukaryota; Viridiplantae; Streptophyta; Magnoliopsida; Rosales; Rosaceae
Source: the annotation of a GenBank genome assembly